ACGACUCGACCGAUCGAGACAGAGAGAGGGAGACAUCGCACGAAUCGAAACGCGAACCCGUCUCUCUGCUCUCUGGAAAUAGGAGGACCACUUCGUCCCCCUCCUCUCCGGUCUCUCUCUCUCUCCCCCCUCCCUCCCUGCCGCCGCCCGCCGAUUCUCCGCUGCCUCCCUCCCCGCCGCGCGCGCGCGCGUGCAAGUCGCCGGCGCGGUCUGCCGUCGGGCGCGCGGCCGAUCCAGUCCAGACCCUCCUGGGCGCCAGAUCUGACCCCCAUGCGGUGCCAGAUCCGAAUCGCCUAGCGUAGCGGCGCCUAGAGGGUGGAGGAGGAGCGAGGUGGGGUUUGGCUGCUGCUCGUUCCCCGCCCAGCGCCAGGACUGACAGGGACAGUAGCAGCAGCAGAAGCCAGCCAUGGACGACGUGUCCAGGUACGCGCACAGCCCGGCCCACCUCGCCGUGGCGCGGCGGGACCACGCGGAGCUGCGGAGGCUGGUGGCCGCGCUCCCUCGCCUCCCGCGCGCCGGGGAGGUGAGCACCGAGGAGCAGUCCAUCGCCGGGGAGGGCGUGGCGGACGCGGUCUCCGCCGUCAUCGACCGCCGCGACGUGCACCGGAGGGAGACCCCGCUCCACCUCGCCGUCCGCCUCCGCGACCCCGUCGCCGCCGACAUCCUCAUGUCCGCCGGCGCCGACUGGUCGCUCCAGAACGCCGACGGCUGGUCCGCCCUCCAGGAGGCCGUCUGCACCCGCGAGGACGCCAUCGCCACCAUCAUCGCGCGGCAUUACCAGCCCCUCGCCUGGGCCAAGUGGUGUCGCCGCCUCCCGCGCGUCCUUGCCUCCAUCAACCGCAUCCGCGACUUCUACAUGGAGAUCUCCUUCCACUUCGAGUCCUCCGUUAUACCCUUCAUCGGACGCAUCGCCCCGUCCGACACCUACCGCAUUUGGAAGCGAGGGGCUGCGCUACGAGCUGACAUGACGCUUGCUGGAUUCGACGGCUUCCGCAUCCAGCGCUCGGACCAGACAUUUUUGUUUCUCGGCGACGGAGCGCGGCCGGAGGAUGCUGGGGGUAAGGAGUUGCUGCCAGGUUCUCUAAUAGUUCUGUCCCAUAAGGAUAAAGAGAUCACAGAUGCGUUGGAAGGAGCGGGCGUUCAACCUACAGAGGCAGAGGUGGCUCAUGAGGUGGCAUUGAUGUCCAAGACGAAUAUGUAUCGCCCUGGGAUAGAUGUCACGCAAGCGGAUCUCGUACCGCAUAUGAACUGGCGCCGGCAAGAGAGGACUGAAGCCGUGGGGCAGUGGAAAGCGAAGGUGUAUGAUAUGUUGAAUGUUCUGGUGACAGUGAAGUCGAGACGGGUUCCUGGGGCAAUGACAGAUGAGGAGCUGUUUGCGAUGGAUGGGGAGGAGAAGAACGGGAGGAGCACAGAACUUGAAUCCGAGCUGGAUGAGGUCUUGACAGCCGAGGAGAGGAAGCAGCUUGAUUCUGCGUUGAGAAUGGGGAACCAAGACGAGGAAUCUGAGGAUAGGGCUGAGGAAGGUGAUAAAGGGGCUGAAAAUUUGGAUGCAAAUGGUGUGGGGAAAGACAAGAAGGGAUGGUUCGGUUGGAGCGGUAAGAAAGGCGCCAAGAAUGACGAGAAGCCACCCAAGGCAGUGAGUAAGGAUGAGUCGGGUGAUCCAGGGAAGGGAAAGGAGAAGGGAAAUGGAAAGAAGAAGAAGGGUGCCUCUUCUGGGGAUUCCAAUAAACUUGAAAGCGAGUACAAGAAGGGAUUAAGACCAGUGUUGUGGCUGACACCAGAUUUUCCUUUGAAGACGGAUGAGCUGAUCCCUUUGCUCGAUGUAUUAGCAAACAAAGUGAAGGCUGUCAGGAGGCUUAGGGAACUCUUGACUACCAAGCUGCCUACAGGCACAUUUCCAGUCAAGAUUGCUAUCCCUAUUGUCCCAACGAUACGGGUCAUUGUGACAUUCACAAAGUUUGAAGAACUACAACCUUUAGAUGAGUUUGCUACACCACCUUCAAGCCCCACGCAGUUCCAGGACGCCAAGUCCAAAGAUUCAGAAGGAUCAGCCUCAUGGUAUUCAUGGGUUAGAGGGGGCCGCGGUGCACAGUCUAGUGACAGUGGUGAUAGUCGGAACUGGAAAGAUGAGGUUGAUCCAUUCCACAUACCUUCUGAAUACACCUGGGUUGAUGCCACUGAGAAGAAACGGAGGAUGAAGGCAAAGAAAGCCAAGAGCAGGCGAGGUACGGCUCGUAAGCAGUCGUCGAAAAGCACCUCCUCAGAAGGGGCCCAACACCCGAUGAUGGAUGGCUUUGAAUAAAGCAUUUUUACAGCAUAGUAAAUCGCUGCUGCGUCCACACGGUGCUAGGUGUUGAUGGUGGCUGCUCGUCAGGCGCAGGUGCUAGAUGUUGAUGGUGGCUGAUCAGUAAGCUGCAGAUCGAUAGUGCCCCCGGAGAAUACGUGUGGCUUGGUAACCGAUUCCGAGCCAAAUCUCAAGGAAGUACAGGAUGGAUUAUACCGUGCUAAUCUGUAAUUCAAUUCUAUUUUUGUCCCCGCCCCUUUUCCUUCAUGUUGGAUGUAUGUUUGAUGGUGAUGAUGAUAUAGCCCUGUUGUUUAAAAGAUGUGUUCGACACUAUGAGGGGGAUGUAGUGUUUCCCCCGUCCUCCCGUUGUAUGAAUACUUGGUAUAUGCAGUGAUUUUUCGAUGCACAUGCUUGUACCAAA
Messenger RNA from Brachypodium distachyon (stiff brome), 2705 nucleotides. Its product is annotated as ankyrin repeat domain-containing protein 13C. The transcript is spliced from 2 exons. Gene Ontology annotation, molecular function: protein binding. Gene Ontology annotation, cellular component: cytoplasm. The coding region runs from base 407 to 2302 and encodes 631 amino acids. Lineage: Eukaryota; Viridiplantae; Streptophyta; Magnoliopsida; Poales; Poaceae. The record is from RefSeq and is a predicted model, not a curated record.